AGGAAAUUUGAAUGGAAUACAUUGUGUACCAAAACAGCAGCGAGGGAGUUUUCUUGAGUUUAAUAUGUGCUCAGUAGAUUGUGUAACCAUUGCUGCUUGAUCAAAGUACUGAGAAAAAGUUGCUUUGCCAGAAGACAAGACACAGAAAGCAGCAAGAAUUGUUUAUAUUCAGGAAUAUUCACUACAGUCAUUGUGCUGAAUGGAUUCAUAAUGGGAGAUGCUAGUAAAUUUGCAGGAAGAUUCACUCUGUUAGUCUGGAUACUGAGUCUGUUUUUUUCAAAAAUAGGUGCAAGAAGACCUAGACCAGUAAAAUGUCCUGAAAGUUGUAUAUGUACCGAAGAAACAGCCCAGUGUGAAAACAGAAAAUCGGUUCCUCUGAGUUUUCCCUCAGAAGUAGUUAAUUUGUCAUUCAUGAACUCUGCUUUCAGUGAAAUUCCAGAAAGAAGCUUUGUGAAUAUAAAGUCACUCCACCUUCUUUUGUUCACUUCAAACACAUUUUAUUUGAUUGCCAAUGAUGCAUUCAAGGGCCUUGAUCAUCUGGAAUAUCUCUUUAUAGAAAAUAAUAAAAUCCAGUCCAUUUCAAGGCAUGCUCUCCGAGGACUUCAGACCCUUACUCAUUUAAGUUUGGCGAAUAAUAACCUUCAAACUCUUCCUAAAGACUUAUUCAAAGACCUGGAUGCAUUAACCAAUGUAGAACUUGGCGGCAAUUCAUUCCACUGUGGUUGCAAAUUGAAAUGGCUGGUGGUAUGGUUGAGUAACACCAAUGCAACCGUUGAUCAGAUCUCUUGUGCAAGUCCAGUGCAGUAUAAAGGAAGGAAGAUAAGCAGCCUCCCACUGAAAGAAUUUGACUGCAUGAUCGCAGAUUUUGCUCCUUACCAGACCCUGAAAUUUCAAUCUAUGUCAGUUGAAAGCUUCAAUUACAUGAGUGAUAUUUAUGUAAUGAUUGCGCAACCUUUUGCUGGGAACUGCACCAUCCUUGAAUGGGAUCACGUGGAAAUGGUCUUUAGGAAUUUCGACAACAUUACUGGCACUUCAACAAUUUUCUGUAAACCAUUGAUCGUUGAGGGUCAGCUAUUUGUUGUUGUUGCCCAGCUCUUUGGUGGCUCCUACAUAUAUAAAAGAGAUACUUCUGCCAAUAAGUUUAUUAAAUUGCAGGAUAUUGACAUUUUAAAAAUAAAAAAACCAAAUGACAUUGAAUCAUUUCAAAUAGAGGGAGAAUGGUUCUUCAUUAUUGCAGAUAGUUCAAAGGGUGGAACUACAACCAUAUACAAAUGGAAUGGAAAUGGAUUUUAUUCUCACCAAUUAUUGCAUCGUUGGUACAGAGAUAUAGAUGUGGAGUACAUUGAAAUAGCCAACAAACCACACUUAAUCUUGUUAAGUAGUUCCCAACGGCCUGUUGUCUAUCAGUGGAACAAAGGAAAGAAAGAAUUUAUUUGGCGCAUUGAUAUUCCUGAUACAGAAGAUGUACAUGCAGUCAAACAUUUUAAAAUCAAAGAUAAUUUAUACAUUUGCUUAACAAGAUUCCUUGGUGACUCUAAGGUAAUGAAAUGGGAAGGCUCCAUGUUUGUGGAAGUACAGACAUUUCCAUCCAGAGGAUCCAUGGUAUUGCAGCCUCUUCAAAUAAAUAAGUGGCAAUAUGCUUUUCUGGGAAAUGACUACUCGCUCACCCAGAUUUCUCAGUGGGAUACAGACAAAAGAAAAUUUGUGAAAUUUAAUGAAAUCUUUAUCCAGGCUCCAAGGGCAUUCACUUCUGUAUUAGCAGACAACCGAGAGUUUUUGUUUGCAUCAAGUUUUAAAGGUAGUACACAAAUAUAUGAACACAUUCUAAUUGAUACAAGUGGGACCUAAAAGGCUGACCAAGAGCUGUUUCAGGAAAGUUUUUUUUUGGAAGUACAAGUAUAAACAAAUAUUUUAGUUAAGUCCAUGUGGGAUUUUGUACUGUUCUAUUUUUCUGUUGUAGUCAACACUGCAAGGUAAUCAAUAAUUCCUGUUACUUUUCAAUAAUUUUACAGUUAAGUAACAUUUUUAGCUCUUCUGCAAGUUGUUAUUCUGAAUGAACCUAACAUACUUAAUGGAUACCUUCAUGCAUAAUCACCAUAGAUGGUUGGGAAUUGCUAAGGUAACUGGUUGGAUCAUUUUGCUAAUAUUUGCUCAGAUUCAAAAUGGUCACUUUGGUUUGUUUUGUUUUACUUCAUGCAAAUAUGUCUUUCCCCUUGAGGUUUAUAAAAUCGCUGGUGAAGCAAGCUCAAGUUAGCUGCAUUGAUCAGAUAAUUCAUACAUUCAACUUUUCCCUGCACAAAAUAAGUCUGUAGGACAGAUUGUGCAGAUCACUGUGUUUAAUGAAACUAGAAAUUUGUCCCUAGCAAUACGAUCUUGUGGUAUCAUGAUUUUGUGUGCUACAUGAUUCAAUUUUAAUGAAAAAUCACUGCAAAGGAAAAUUAUGGACUUACUGUAAGUCCUAAGAAGUCUGUGAUUUUUCUUCCAGGUACUCCAUACGUCUGAACCACUAUUGCAUUACAGGCCUUCAGUCAUGCGCAAAGACAUGUAAAAGGCAGGCUUUUGGAUAUUAUUUCUGGGAUUUUGUAUCUUUUGUGCAUUUCCCAUAGACAGUGUGGGUCACUUAUUCAUAAACAGGCCUUCACAAUGUUUGGAAAAUCUGCUUCAGUGUCAUUUAAAAUGAGCCUGCCUGAGGAGGUCCCAGGCCGUGAAGUCUGAUUCUGGGAACAUGUCUCAAGUCGGGCUUCUUUACAUGAUAUACUUACUUAUCAUGACAUCAUGAUGGCUGUCCCUUGGGCACAGUACCUCACUGAAGUCAUGACCCCCACUCAAUUAGUUUGAGGUGACCCUGAUUGACACCACCACCCAAUGACUUCCCAGCUUAAUAUUUCUAUCAAUCUGUAGCAGCCAACCAAUGCCCCUAAAACAGUCUAACACAGUUCUCUACCAACCCCCAACAGCAAUCAGAACCCAUUGCUGAUAACCCUACCUGCCCCUCAAAGUCCUGAUACCCCAAACCAUUGGCCUCUCUCCCUGUCAUGAAUCCCACCCCGGCAGACCUGGAGUUAUCUGAUUUUCUUUCACAAGGGCAGAGUGCAUGAAAAUUGAAUAAGGCUUAUUCAUUAGCACACAUUGUCAUGGGUUAGUUGGCUUGCUAUACACCACUCUGUUAAUGUGCCUAAAUAAGUGUGAUUUUAUUUCUAUUCUUUAUGAAUGAAUUUAUAAUAUAACCACACAUCGUUGUGUUUUCUUCUCAUUAUUUCAUUCCCUCUUCCAAUCAUUGCCAUACAUAAGUAUGGAAAUUACUGCUGAAGUUAUGGUGGACAAAUUCAUCCACUAAGGUUUUAAUGUCUUUUUAAACACUACUGUAUAUUUUAUAAUGCGAAACUCUCAUCUUUAUUGUAAAUCUUAUGUUUCUAAAAUUAAGUGAAUCACGAGUAACAGGAUUGGUUUUUCACUGAAGAGAAGGGAUUCUAAAUACUUAAAAUAAUUGCAUUUUUUUUCCUGUGAGAUUUGGAAAUCACCUCCAAGUAAUCUUGUAAUUGUAAUAGUUUGGUACAUUGAAACCAUGUCAUGACUCAAACGCUUGUUCUGGUUUUGAGGUGUAAUUUUGAAAGAUGCAUAUGCACUUGGAAUUUGAAUUUGAAGAGAAUUACAGUCAAAGCUGGAAACAACAGGCACCUUUAAUAACUUAACCAAUAGUCCAUCCAUCUAUCAGUUUGGAAAUAUACAAACUUUAUACCGACAAUGCUGGAAGUUAGCUCCAGCAGUAUCUAUGGAGAGAGACCAAAUAAACUUUGCCAAUCAAUAAACUCAUCAGUUCAAUAUGUAACAGGCUUAAGGCAAUACAGGUGCAGUGUAAACUGGACAGGAGGAAAGAAUACAAGGGAUUGGACAGAAGACAGGAGAGAUAAAAUUACUAAAGGGUGAUUCUCCAAAGCAAAGACUGUUUUAAUAGGACAAAUAAAAAGGAGGCAAAAGAUGGGUCAAGGUGACUUACACCUAGGAAUAGCAGAAUCAUGAUCCAAAAUUUUUUGAACUCAAUAUGGAGUCAGUGGUGCCUGAUGAAAAAUGAAGAACAAUCCCUUGAAGUUUCAUUGAGCUUCAUUAGAAUGGCACAGUAAACUAACAGAGAGGUCAAAGUGUGGAAGAGUAAAGUGACAGGUGACUAAAGUCUUGAGGUCUGUUGAACUGAACAAAGCUGUUCUGCAAAGUGGUCACACAGUCUGAUCUUACUCUCCCCAGUAGAGAGAAGACCAUGUCAUUAGCAACAACUAGAGAAUCUCAAGUUGAAGGAAGUACAUGGUAAUUAUUGUUUCGUGUGGAAACAGUAGGAAGGGAGGAACUAAGAGGGCAAGUUGCACUGGGAACUGCCCUAGAAAGCUUUGCAAGGUUGAUAAGCAUUAAAAUAUUAAUUCAUUUUGUAGUGUAUUUCUACAGUAUGUACAAAAUCAACAUUGUUGCUGUGAAAGUGAAUUUAUAGAUCAUUUUAUUAACAAAUACCUAAUAAAGAAAUCACAUUU
Messenger RNA from Pristis pectinata (smalltooth sawfish), 4520 nucleotides. It is a transcript of the gene lgi1b, whose product is annotated as leucine-rich, glioma inactivated 1b. Gene Ontology annotation, molecular function: protein binding. The record is from RefSeq and is a predicted model, not a curated record. Bases 211 to 1848 code for a protein of 545 amino acids. Lineage: Eukaryota; Metazoa; Chordata; Chondrichthyes; Rhinopristiformes; Pristidae. The transcript is spliced from 8 exons.